This is a messenger RNA of Perca flavescens (yellow perch), 5097 nucleotides long. RefSeq names its product centrosomal protein of 170 kDa protein B-like. Gene Ontology annotation, molecular function: protein binding. The record is from RefSeq and is a predicted model, not a curated record. NCBI's taxonomy places the organism in Eukaryota, Metazoa, Chordata, Actinopteri, Perciformes, Percidae.
AUGAGUGUGACUUCCUGGUUCCUGGUGAGCAGCUCGGGGACUCGGCACCGCCUCCCCAAAGAGAUGAUCUUCGUGGGCCGAGAGGACUGCGAGCUCAUGCUGCAGUCUCGCAGCGUGGACAAACAGCACGCUGUCAUCAACUACAACCCAACCACUGACGAACACCUGGUCAAAGACCUGGGCAGCCUCAACGGGCCAUCUUGGUGGGGAGAGGAGGAUUAUGGGAGUAAAGUUCAGAGCAGCGAUGAACCUCAUGCAGAUGUCCAGAAAGACGUUUCUUCGUUGGAUCCUGACUUCCUGUCCGACUCGGGACCGAAGAGCGUGUUCCCUUCGUACCACCGCGAGCCCAGCUACUUCGAGAUCCCCACCAAAGACUUCCAGCCCCCCAAAACGGCGGGGGGGGCGGAGCUUCACGAGAUCCCCACCAAAGACACUCCCCCGCCCCCCCCCACGCCCACGCCGCCUGCCGUCCAGAGCCACGCCUCCUUCACCAUCGAGUUCGACGACUGCACGCCGGGGAAGAUGAAGAUCAAAGACCACGUGACCAAGUUCUCCACUCGCCAGAGGAAGGCCCCGCCCACAGCCGCCACAGCCACGCCCACAGACGUGAUGUCAGCACAGAGCAAGGUGGCCGAUUGGCUGGUGCACAGCGACGUGACCAUGAUGCGGAGACGGCCCACGUGUGAAGACGUUUACAGCACCAAGAGCGACCUCGCCAUAAACACCAAAAACCUCAAAGGGCAUCACCAUGACGACGGGACCCAGAGUGACUCGGAGGACCCGGAUCUGAAAGGACGGCGGAGUAAAUCCCAGCGCUCUGUGCAGUCCCACCAGUCCGUCCAAUCAGAGUCCGUCCAGUCAGAGUCCGUCCAAUCGGAGUCCGUCCAAUCAGAGUCCGAGGCCUCGCAGCCAACGGUCCGGUCGGUCCUGUCCACGACCUGCCAGCCGGUCCCGUCUGGACCGGCGCCGGCCUCCCCCGUGGCCCCCGAGUGUCCCCUGUCCCAGAGUCCACCGCAGGCCACCGAGAUGCCCAAACAGGCUCCGCCCACGCCGGCGCCCGAGCACCUGACCCAGCAGGCCUUCAUCAUCGAGUUCUUCGACGACAAUCCGCGUAAGAAACGCUCGCAGUCCUUCACGCACAACCCGGCCCACGGCGACUCGUACUCGGCGCUGAAGGCCAAGCUGGAGCGCAGGAAGGGCGGCGAGCGCCCGGCAUCGGUGCACGGCCACGCGCCCGCCACCCAGCAGGUCACCGUUCCUCUGAAGGGGCCGGGCCACGCCGGCACCCAUCGGUCCAGCUCUCUGAAGAGGGAGAAGACAGACGGAGAGUCGGCCUCUCGCUCCUCCUCCGGUGUGAGCAUCAGACCCUUCGGCAGCGUGGGGAAGAAGUCCAAGCUGGCUCAGGAGUUUGCUGCUGAACUCCUGAAGGAUUCUGGCAGACACGAUAGCUCCCCAACGAGGGACAACAUGUCCCCUCCCCCGAUGUCUGCGCCGCCGGUGAUGGUGUCACCUCUGCAUGCAGGAAUCCCCUCCCCCCCUGGGCCGUCCUCCCCCUCCUCCCCCAUACAGCCUCCAGCCAUCACAAAGUCCUCGAUCCCCGCCAACGCUGCUGUCCACACCUCUCCGGUCCACUCCCCCACGCUGCCCCUGGGCGUCCGGGCCGGAGACCCCAAAGCUUCGCCCCUGGCCGUCCGGGCCGGAGACCCCAAAGCUUCGCCCCUGGGCAUCCGGGCCGGAGACCCCAAAGCUUCGCCCCUGGGAGUGAUGAUGAGGGGCGAGGAAGAUGACAGCCUGAGUGACGCCGGGACUUACACCAUCGAGACGGAGACGCAGGACAGAGAGGUGGAGGAGGCUCGCAACAUGAUUGAUCAGGUGUUUGGUGUCCUGGACUCUCCGGAGUACAGUGGUGUGAACACCGGCGUGUAUAGACCUGUAAUAAAUGAUGGCACGGAGCCUGAGCAAGCUAACCUGCCUAGCGAUGCUAGCACUGUGGACCCGUUGCAUGGCUUUAUCCCAACUGGCCCCAUACAGGUUCCACCGGCUCACGCAGCUGGACUCGAAGGACCUAAAUGGGUUUCCUGUUGGGCCAGUCUGGCCGACGGCUUCACCAAACCGGGAUCCACUCCGCCGCACGGGGAAUGUCUGGAAGAUUUGCGCUUCAUGAACCGUUCGAUGGGAAAUUUCAGCUACGAUACCUCGGAGCCGGAGUCCAGAACCAGGAGGCUGCUGCCCCAGGUUCCCCCCGAGAAACUGGACCCUGUCCCACCGAGCAUCCUGAUCCGCCAGGAACCGUCCCGCGGCCGGGACCAUCCGGACAGAGUCCGCUCCCCCCACCAACCACAGGACGGAGCCCAGCGCCUGGCGGUCCAGGACGAUGUGGACCCGGACAGCCUGAGUGAUGCCAGCCGCUCCGACGAUGGUUCAGUUCUGGAGAAAACAAAGAAGAAUGUAUCCGGGAUCAGUUCUUUGUCUCCGGGGGCCGCCGGGCCUCAGUCCAAGGUCCCAGAUAAACUGUCUCCAGCCUCCAAAUCCUCCAAAUCCACUUGCUUCUACAUCGGUUCUGAUGUAGACGGCCCAGGCAAACCUGACCACCACCCUGCCCGGAGCCCGGUACAGUCCGAGAGGACAAAACCUCCCGCCACCACCGUCCUGAUCCGACACCUGAGUGGACACGAACCCCGGCGGACGGGCGUCAAACCCAACAGCUCGGCGCCGAACCUGCGGCAGCAGGACGGGGACUCUGUCCCGGCUAGAGACGGCUGUGUGUCUCCCAUCGUGCGUCAGGAGAGCUUCACCAAAGACCGCCCCAGCGACACUGUCCAGAUGAAGAAGCUUCCCCACAUUUCCAGCCAGCCGUCCCUCAGGGACAUGGAGCGGAGACGGGACGUCCCGGACUCGCAGUCCACCCUGCAGAGACGGGACAUCCCAGACAUGCAGUCCUCUCUCCAGAGACGGGACAUCCCAGACAUGCACUCCUUCCAACAGAGACAGGACAUCCCAGACAAGCAGUCCACCCCGCAGAGACGGGACAUCCCAGACGUGCAGUCCACCCCGCAGAGACGGGACAUCCCAGACAUGCAGUCCACCCUGCAGAGACGGGACAUCCCAGACAAGCAGUCCUUCCAACAGAGACGGGACAUCCCAGACAUGCAGUCCUCUCUGCAGGGACGGGACAUCCCAGACAUGCAGUCCUUCCUGCAGGACGCCGAGGGGACUCUGUCCUCGCUGGACUCUGCGUUCCCGUCAUCCGGUUCGGGGCGCAGCUCCAAGAAAGGGGGUUCCUCCACCCACAUGGACGACUCUCUCUCGGGGGAGUCCGACGUGGACACGGCGAGCACGGUCAGCCAGGUGAGCGGUAAAAACGCUCCGGCGAGUUCUGCGUCUAAGAAGCGUCCGGCCAUCAGCGGGCUGCAGAAGGAGAAGUCCUCUUCCAGCCCGUCCAUCCCGGAGAAGGGACGGCAACUCUCGGCACGCGAACGGCUCUCUGAGAAACGACGACACCACCAGACCACCACGGAAACGUCCAGCAAGGCGGAAACGGCGAAGCGCCUGCAGACUCGGCGCAGCGCGGGCAACCGCGGGUCUCUGGACCUGUCGGAGGGUUCCUCUCCACACUGGAACGAAACGGCAUCGUCGGACCACGAAGCGUCUCGUCCGUCCAACCGCAGCAAGAAACUCAUCGCGCCUCUUCAGAAGGAAGACAACGGAAAGACGGCGAAGACGCAGAAUCAGCAGGUCCUGACACGUUCCAACAGCCUGUCUGCGCCGCGGCCGACUCGGGCAUCCAUGCUUCGCCGCGCGCGCCUGGGCGAAGCCUCGGAUAACGAGGGCGCGGAGACGGACCGCGGCUCGCAGAACUCGGACGCCGCGCAGCCGAGAGCUUCCACCGAGGGGAAGAAGCUGUCCCGCCUGGACAUCUUAGCCAUGCCGAGGAAGAGGACCGGGUCCUUCACCGCGCCCAGCGACAGCGAGGCGCCCGCCGCGGGCCGAAACGCCUUCUCCAAUCGCAGCUCAGAGUCUGCAGCAGCUAGCGGCAGGAAGACGUCCGUGGGCGACGGACGCCAGGCGGCGAGCAAAGGGGGCGGAGCUCCGGGGAAACAGACACUGACCCGAACCAGGUCCAGCGGAGCCAAGUACCCAAUCACCAGUUCCCGCCGCAGACAGAAAGGCUCGGACUUCUCCUCGUCCUCGGAGGAGGAAUACGAGACCAAGGGCUCCUCCCAUCCCUUCACUUCCUGCCAGACGCCACGGCAACAGACGCCACGGCAACAGACUCCAGCCGGCCGGUCCAAGUCUGUCUCCGUGGAGACGGAGGACGACGAGGACCCCAGGACUCCCGAGCCCAGAACUGGUCCACGACAGCGCCAGAUCGCCUGUCAGACAGACAGACUGAGUCAGGACCUGGCUAAAGAUCUGGCCAUCCUGGCCAAGGAGAUCCACGAUGUAGCCGGAGACGGAGACUCACCGGGCGCCGCCACCUCGCCGGGCUCGCUGCCCAACACGCCAUCUACCAUCUCUGCUAGGGAGGAGCUGGUCCAACAUAUCCCCGAGGCCAGUUUAAACUUCCAGAAGGUUCCUCCCGGUACUGCAGUCGUCUCGGACCUGGACGCUAACAUGAACGAGCCGGAGGCCGCUUCUAAGCAACGCCGUCCGUGGAACCGCCAAGAGGUGAUUCUGGACAACCUGAUGCUGAAUCCCGUGUCUCAGCUGUCUCAGGCCAUCCGCGAGAACACGGAGCAGCUCGCCGACAAAAUGAAGGUUUUGUUCCAGAACAAGGCGGAGGUUUGGGAGGAGAUCGAGGCGAAGAUCAACGCUGAGAAUGAAGUCCCCAUCCUGAAAACCUCCAACAAGGAAAUCACCUCCAUUUUACAGGAGCUGAGAAGAGUCCAGAGGCAGCUGGAAGUUAUAAACACCAUCGUGGAGCCUGGUGGCGUUCUGCAGCCGGCAGCGGUCGGGACACCGUCCCGUGGCCAGACUCGGACGUCCUCCAGAGACAAGAAACCCACCGCCAAACCCCGCGGCGCUCCAACCACCAACGCCAAUGAAAGCACCAAAAGAGCACCGCGUGGACCGGACGGGGCGCACUACAUGGCCUGA